UUGCGAGCACAACAACAACACUAAGCUGUUUGCMAAAAAAGAUUUGAUCUUCGAGGAAAACAGUUUUUACAUGGAUAUUCUUGAGAGAGAUUACAAUCCAUGUUUGGUAGAAAAGCCCUGCAAGAAUGAUGGGAAAUGUAGUGUUGAUUUUAGUAAUGCCUCGUUCUCGUGUCAAUGUACCAAACACUAUACUGGACAGCAAUGCCAARCACUGAAAACAAUUGGUGAUGUGAAUUGUCAAAACAAAGUUUUGAAUCUUUGUCAAGAUCACAUGAAAGCAUGGAAAGCUAAAAUCUUAGGACCGAUUUCACUCAGUCUCGAGAACUGCAAUCCUAAAGACUUACAAGACGCAAGUGAACUUUUGUUGUUCGUGAGCCGAGCUGAUGCAAGUGACUACGGGAAGUAUGACAUUGUCAGAGUCAAGGAACACUAUAACUGUACCGUUAUCUUGCAACCAUCAAUCAAACUGGUUUUUUCUGGUUCCCCUUGCGAGAUCAUUGCUCAACGUUUUCCUAAUUUUAACAAAGUCACUCUGACCCAGUCCUGUACGUUGACAUGCAAUGCUCGGUUGGGUGUGGUUGGGGGUGUCAUGGCGUUUAGAGCAGUUGAGGUUCAAGUGGACAGMACAUCGAAGAUAGAAAUGAAUGGAAAAGGUUAUCGUGGUGGAGCCGGMGGGUCUUCAGCUGGUAAUGGCGGCUWUGGUGGAGAGACGUUCGCAUGUUUGUCUUCAUGGUACGGUCAAGGAGGAAAUUAUUCUUCUGCUGGCAGAGAAGGAGGUGGCGGAGGUGAUGAUGCCAGUGGAGGUCCAGGGGGGUUAAACGCUGGGGGAGGUGGUGGUGACUCGAAAAUAAACCYCGAUGAUGGCGGUGGUGGCGGUGGGGGAGGUGGCCAUUUCUCGGGGGGUGGUGGUGGAGGGGCUGGCACAGGAUGUGGAAGUAAAGCCGGUGGAGAUGGGGGAAGUGCUUCAACAACACUAAAUGGAUACGCUGGGGGAGGGGGGAAUUGUACAUGUAAAGGAGACGCUGGAGGAAACGGCGGGUCGAGUGAUGGCAACAAUGGAAACGACAUCCGAGGAGGACAAGGAGGGUCAGCAAUAUGUGGUGGCACUUAUGGUGGUGGAGGCGGGGGAGGUGGUUUUCAAUACGGCAGCGUAGAUUUCUCAAGUCGUCUAAGCUACGGAGGAGGAGGUGGUGGAGGUGGGGGAAGUCAAUUUGGUUACGCUGGGGGKAGGGGUGGACACGGUGGAGGCCUGGUACUACUAUUUGUAGACAAGUUGACAUUGAACGGCAGGAUAGAAGCUAAAGGUGAACGAGGACAAUGUCAGCCUGCUAUUGCAAACCACCGAGGUGGGUCAGGGGGAAGCGGUGCUGGAGGAAGUGUCGUCAUAGUAACCAAAGACUUAGUCGGUAGCUUAAGCGGCAAGAUUGACGUCCAGGGGGGMCCUGCACUUUCUUAUGCUGUCCAUAAAUGUGGAUUGGGUCCUGGAUAUGGUGGAGGAGGUGGAGUUGGUCGAUGGGUCGUCAAGACUCCCUUAAUUGCGUACGUGUCCCAAUAA
Exaiptasia diaphana is the source of this 1555-nucleotide messenger RNA. RefSeq names its product glycine-rich cell wall structural protein. The record is from RefSeq and is a predicted model, not a curated record. Bases 71 to 1555 code for a protein of 494 amino acids. Lineage: Eukaryota; Metazoa; Cnidaria; Anthozoa; Actiniaria; Aiptasiidae. The transcript has 10 exons.